AGGGAGAAGAAGAAGAAGAAGAAAUGAUCACGUCACGUAGGGGGGCUAUCUACUUGAUCGGAAUGCACAUCGUGCCCAACAUCGUUGGAGUCGUCCGUUUCUCCUACGGUUUUCACCGGACCUCAUCGGCACGCUUCGGGCACCUGCUCGACGCAUUGCUCGGCGUCGAGUCCGGUGUCAAUAUCGUCAGUGACGUCAUAGUGAUCCUGCUUCUUUGGAGAGUGGAGAAGGCGGGCGAGCAAACCACAUCGCCUCAAGGACUGCUCGCCACAUUCGAAAAAUGGAUAAAGGGAAAGAUGCCGCGCGUUCUCGGCGCCUUCGUGGCGUGGAACACCACCGCAAUGCUGCUCUGCUGCGGAGCCAACUUGAUGGGACUGCGAUACCCGCCCAAGUGGUACACGAACCAAGACGCAAGCAGCCUGACUCUCAGCGAAAACCUGACAAUUGUCGCGUACUGGGCUCCCUUGAUAAUCUCCGCCGCAUUCGUGAAGCUGUACUACACCUCCUUGCUGUACGGCUUCUACAAAACGUACCAGCUAACUCAGGGCAGGGCGUUCGACAAGAAUGCUCCAGUCAACGUGUGGGCCGAGGGACGGCAGCGUGGUCGCUUGUGGACGUUCACCGGGUGGCUAACAGGUGAUCGUACACCCGGUGAAAAAACUCCUGCAGGGGGUAUACCCGGUGGACGAACUCCCGGUACUCGAACCCCAGGGGCUCGAACACCAGGUACCCGAACUCCAGGUGCCCGAACUCCAGGUGCCCGAACUCCAGGUGCCCGAAGUCCAGGCGGUCGAACUCCAGGCAGUCUAACUUCUGGAGGGCCUACUCCUGGUGGAGAAACCCUACCGUCGGUUGAGCAAGCGACCUCCACUGGCGGGCAGACUUCUGGCAGUCGUACACCGAGCGGGCUUACCCCUGGGGGACGAACUCCCGGCGGACGGACUCCAGGCGGCCGUACACCCGGAGGCCGAACUCCUGGAGGACGAACGGCCACUCGUACGUUGGAAACACUAACUCCAGGAGAGAGAACGUCAAGAUUCUGGUCGCCACCGCUUCCAGGUUACGCCGAAGCGUCAGCGGGCACCGGCAGCACGACGCCGGCGUCGCAACGGCCCCGCGUCCGCGCAACGCGUCAAUCCGAAGGCGACGAGGGCGGGGCUUCUGCCACCGUGGGCAGCACCACCACAACUCUGUCCCAGACGAAGAACAAACGGCAGAAACGCGGAACCGCGACCCCCACAGUGCCGGCCCGUCUGUCAACCGCGGAACGAAAGCCUCGUCAGAGCGACCGUGCCGCCGCAGAGCAGGCGGCGUACGAGAGUAACGCUGCUACUUCUGGGACGUCAAGCGCCAGGGCCGCCAAACGUACCGAAGGCGCCGCAGGCCUUGCUGCUGACGUCAGCACUAAGGGAUCGAGGCUAUAACAUAUGUACAAAAGCAUACCGACAUCUUGGAUUCAUCCCACGAAAAUUGUCAGCUGCACCUGCGCAUGUAAAACUAAACGCCCAUAUGACUCUAGUAAGACCCAUCCUGGAGUACAGCGCCAUAGUUUGGAACCCCCAUCAGUCUUACCUGAAAAGGAAACUUGAAAGAAUUCAAAGCCUAGCACUCCGUUUUAUUUACUCCCGAUACUCCCGCUACGAUAGCGUGACACUUCUCCGUAAAAGGGCUAGCAUCUCGACGUUAGAAUGCCGACGACUAACUGCACGUAUGAAAUUUCUUUUCCUGUUAUAUCAUGAUUGCAUCAACAGAACUAAAGACUUGUACCUAAAGCCACCUCACCACCGCUCCAAAAGAAUCAAUCACGACUUGUGCAUACGGCCAUUUGCUGCUAGAUGUAAUUUACUCAUAUUUUCUGUUUUUCCUCGAUCCAUAGAACUAUGGAAUAGCCUGCCCCGCCAUAUUGUGAAUGAUGUGUCAAUUGAUGUUUUUGUUGCGAACGUUGAAUCUUUCUUUGAAAAUGCUUUUGUAAAUGUGCUGUAGUCACAGCCUUCUUGAUUGUGAGUCAUGAAUUGUAUGAUUCUAAAGCUCUGCACACUUUUUGAUUCUAUUAUUUAUAUAAGUUAUGUAUCUUUUCAUUCGUGUUCCGGAACACCAAACCUGUUGUACCACCUAUUGUACAUUCCACUCCUGUCAGAGCCUGAGAAAGGCUCACAGUAUUAUGAAAUAAAUAAAAUAAAUAAAAUAAAAAA
Molecule: messenger RNA, 2192 nt
Organism: Dermacentor albipictus
Lineage: Eukaryota; Metazoa; Arthropoda; Arachnida; Ixodida; Ixodidae
Product: mucin-22-like
Source: RefSeq, a predicted model, not a curated record